Molecule: messenger RNA, 1143 nt
Organism: Gastrolobium bilobum
Lineage: Eukaryota; Viridiplantae; Streptophyta; Magnoliopsida; Fabales; Fabaceae
Product: histidine-containing phosphotransfer protein 4-like
Exons: 7
Coding region: 81-1136 (351 amino acids)
Biological process (GO): phosphorelay signal transduction system; phosphorylation; cytokinin-activated signaling pathway
Cellular component (GO): nucleus; cytoplasm
Molecular function (GO): protein histidine kinase binding; histidine phosphotransfer kinase activity
Source: RefSeq, a predicted model, not a curated record
UUCUUCUUCUUUUUUCUUUGUUGGUCGCUUUGAUUUUGAUUUGCUAUCGAAGCCUUUGAUCACCCUCAAGAAAAGAAGACAUGGACAAGACUCAAUUGCAACAACAAGCUGUCAUCAUGCGAAGCUCACUCUUUGAUGAGGGGUACCUAGACGAGCAAUUCAUUCAGCUAGAGGAUUUGCAAGACGAUGUUAAUCCCAAUUUUGUGGAAGAAAUUGUGACCCUAUUCUAUAGCAACUCUGUAAGAUUGGUCUACAACAUAGAACAAGCACUGAUGAGUAAACCUACGAAUUUCGCCAGGCUAGAAGAUUACAUGCAUCAAUUCAAGGGUAGUUGCUCUAGCAUUGGAGCAAAGAAGGUGAAGAAUGAAUGUACUAGAUUCAGCGAAUAUUGCGCAGCAAAAAACUUUGAGGGAUGCUUCAGGACUUUCCAACAAAUCAAUCAAGAGUAUACGACUUUGAAGAAGAAGCUUGAAACUUACUUGCAGGACACAUUAAAGUCAUAUCCACCAGAAAACAAACAGAUGAAAAAGGCCAAUGUAUUUGGGAUCAUAGCAAUGACAAUACUUUUCCUCCUAUGUGGUAGCCUUGGCUAUGCUGCUUUCGGGGAUCAUACACCUGGUAACAUCCUCACUGGCUUUGGAUUUUACGAGCCCUUCUGGUUGGUCGCUUUGGGAAAUGUGUGCAUUGUAAUUCACAUGGUAGGAGCAUAUCAGGUGAUUGCUCAACCAAUAUUUCGUAUAGUUGAGAUGGGUGCUAACAUGGUGUGGCUACAUUCAGCUUUCAUAAAUAAGGAAUACCCAACAAAAAUGGGCUCCUUAACGUUCAGUAUCAACCUGUUUAGGCUAAUUUGGAGGACAAUAUUUGUGAUAGUGGUCACGAUUAUUGCAAUGGCGAUGCCAUUUUUCAAUGAGUUUCUUGCCCUGCUUGGUGCAUUUGGGUUUUGGCCACUCAUUGUUUUCUUCCCAAUACAAAUGCACAUUGCACAGAAACAGAUUAAAGGACUAUCAGUGAAGUGGUGUUUGCUCCAACUAUUGAGCUUCGUGUGCUUCCUUGUUUCAGCAUCCGCAGGAGUUGGUUCCAUUCGUGGAAUUAGCAAGAAUAUCAACAAAUACAAACUCUUCAUGUAUAAACAAUAGCCCAUUU